Sphaerulina musiva SO2202 is the source of this 630-nucleotide messenger RNA. RefSeq names its product coiled-coil domain-containing protein 25. The transcript has 3 exons. NCBI's taxonomy places the organism in Eukaryota, Fungi, Ascomycota, Dothideomycetes, Mycosphaerellales, Mycosphaerellaceae. Bases 1 to 630 code for a protein of 209 amino acids. The record is from RefSeq and is a predicted model, not a curated record.
AUGGUCUUCUACUUCACCAGCAACGUGGUCAAACCCGCGGCCUUCAUCUACGUGGGCAAAGACAAAGUAGAAAACGAGGAUCUCAUAGCGCACGGCUGGCCCGAAGACGUCUGGUUCCACGCCGACAACCUCAGCUCCGCACACAUCUACCUCCGACUACGCCCCAACGAAACCUGGGACCAAAUCCCCUCAGCCCUCCUGACCGACUGCGCACAACUCACCAAAGCCAACAGCAUCGAAGGCAACAAAAAGGACAAUGUGACAAUCAUUUAUACUCCGUGGAGUAAUUUGAAAAAAAGCGGAAAUAUGGCGACGGGCCAGGUGGGGUUUCAUAAUCAGAAAUUGGUCAAGAGGGUGUAUGUGGAAAAGAGGGAGAAUGUGAUUGUGAAUCGGUUGAAUAAGACGAAAGUGGAGAAGUUUCCGGAUUUGAAGGCCGAGAAGGAGGAGAUGGAGCGGGAGGUGAGGAAGAAGGAGAGGAUUGCUGCGCAGGAACAGAAGAAAGAGGAUGCUCGAUUGGCAGAAGAGAGAAAGCAGCUGAAGUGGCAGAAGGAGCAUAUGUAUGAUGAUGUGCAUACGGAGGAUCAGAUGCGGAGUAAUGCUGAUGGGUAUGAUGAGGAUGACUUUAUGUGA